AUUGAUUAUCGCCGAAAACUUUAUCCUUUAUUCCUUAUCAGUUCGAUAUGCUGCCUACUGUCGGUAUCAGGGAACCUCUCCGCAGAAGUUCAAUCAAUGGUGACAGCUCCAAUUGCUGGCCUUGUGCUCUUUCAAAUUGCCACCGCCAUGCUCCUCAUCAUAGGCGUACUCAUCGAUACAUCCGACUUUGUUUCAGGUGAUACACGUUUGCCUAGCAAUUGGAAUUGCAACUACAGUUCUCAUCUCACGCUUUUAUUCAGAUUUUGA
This is a messenger RNA of Haemonchus placei, 267 nucleotides long. NCBI's taxonomy places the organism in Eukaryota, Metazoa, Nematoda, Chromadorea, Rhabditida, Trichostrongylidae. The record is from the annotation of a GenBank genome assembly.